Molecule: messenger RNA, 1582 nt
Organism: Mucor mucedo
Lineage: Eukaryota; Fungi; Mucoromycota; Mucoromycetes; Mucorales; Mucoraceae
Exons: 1
Coding region: 84-1259 (391 amino acids)
Source: RefSeq, a predicted model, not a curated record
UGGCUAACUCUAUUUUUUUCUUAACAAGAAGCAACGGAAAGAAAAUCCUAAGUUUGAAAGAAAAAGGAGUGAAUUUGGAUGAGAUGGGGUAUGAGAAAUAUUAUACAUUUGAACGAGAUGAGUAUGGGAUCACACUUGUAUCACAUACAAGAAGGUAUAAUGCGGACAUUGUGGACACAAACGAGGAGCAAGUAGAGUCACUGGAUAUAGCACAUAUUGUAGAGGAUCCGGUGCAAAAUAUGGUAUCUAGUGGAUCUGAAACGGAUGAAGAUAUGGAAUUAGAGAGGGGCUAUGAGGAGAAAGUACAGGAAGAGGAGGUAGAUCCGGCCGAGCUGGAGGCUUAUAUAGAACCUGAAUACAGCGAGUCUGAUAACGAGGAGGAGGAGGAGGACGAAGAAGAGGAGGAGGAGGAAGAAGAAGAGGAAGAAGAAGAAGAAGAGGAGGAGGAUAGUUUACCAGAAGAAUACUUUGAGCCUCAACAUCUCAUUGUAUCUGACUGUGAAGAGGCUGAAGAAGAAGUAUUAGACGAGGUUGACAUAUUUUGGAACAGACGGUCUAGUGAGCGAUAUAUCGAAUCCUUUGAGUACAUUGUACAAAAGGAACCGAUCAGUGCACAAGAGUUUUCCUUGUUGUAUUUAGAUUAUGUGCGUCAUUUUGUAUGUAAAGAUGUUUCAAAACGCACUGGGUAUCAUGAUGUAUCUCGGUAUCGAUAUUGUAUUACACGUGAUCUAGCACUCGACAUCUCGGAUCAAGAAUUCAUGACUAUCGUCCGUCGUAUAACAGACGUAUCGCAAUAUCGGUACAAGUUGUUGAGUUUAAAUCGUGUGGAAGCGUGUGCGAUUCAUUGCCGAACCUUGAUUCAUAAGCGAACCUUAAACAACAAACGGAAUCAGAUUUACUUUUUGCAGGUUCAGAUGGACUCCAAACAAUGUGCCUUGAUGUUACACCAUGUGCCUGCAACACAAGAUAAAGAUAGUCCAUUGUCGUCGGAAGAGGAAUGGGUAGGCAUGUAUAAGCAAGCGAAAACAAAAAUUGUGGCUAUGGAUGUCAUGGAUCAGAUCUGUAAUCAUUUAUGGACCCAUUUACAAGUGUACCCAAAGCUUAUAACCCGUUGUUAUCGUCAUCAACACUUUGAAAAGCUUUUUCGGUUAAAUAACCGACAUAUAUUUAAACGUAAACUUCAAAGCUACCUGUCAAAAGUUGGUAAACCCCCCUUCUUCACUCCCCCUUUUAUAUUAUUUUCUGGUUUUGGUUUUUGACCUUUGUGUCUUUUCUUUUUUUAGACAUACUUAGCAAUUCAUGAUAGUGAAAAGACGCAUAUUAUCUAUAUAUGUAAUGGAACACACGAUUGCUGUCAAGUGGCACUAAGUAAUAUGGAUCUAUCCGAUUUUGGCAUUAGCCCCGCUUUAAACGAGCUUGUCUCGAUUAUCCAAGCCAGCACACAAAGCCAACAUUUAUUCCGUGGUAUCCAACUUAGCGAUAUUUUCUUGCUGGGUGAAUUUCUGGUGUGUCGCGAUCAAGCUAGUUAUGUAUACAUUGAGAAUAUGUUGAUUAGCAAAUUAAAGGAGAUCAAAUUUCAUCC